GUGCGCAAGCCUGGUGGCGUCCAGAGGGCUUUUUUCAGCGAGCAGCUUUCGCUUCCUGGCCCUGCAAAGACAAUGGGCGAGCUGCACGCCGAACUCAAGCGCAUUCGAACUGAGGAGCCUGAGCGGUUCGCAGAUCUCCUGGAGAAGGGGCAGGACGCAACCGCUCGUCAUCGCCUGCACGGCGUUGACCAGCCCUUUGGGCCAACUAAGAGGCAGCGGCAGCGCGCUGAACGCCAGGACGCUGCGCGAGCUGCAUCACUCCUCGGAGACAGCGGUGGCGCAGGAGCAUCUGGGGCUCUCGUCAGGUUUGCGCCAGGGUCGGAGCUCGAACUAUCAUCUUGGAAUGCUGUUACAGAUGUGAUGGCAACUGCCAGGGCUGCUAGGAAGUCAGAGAAGGCAGCGAGCGCUGCCCGCACCAAGCGGCUCGAGGAGUAUAUGAACAGCCAACUGGACGUCAUCAGCUCGAGGUUCCCUGGCCUUGCAGACCUCGACGUGCCCGCGACAGACUUUGUACCAACGCCUCCAUUAUCAGAGCUCUUCACGCACUGGGAGUUCAGCCCAAUUGAGUUGCUUGAGAAGGCGAAGGAGAUCAUUGCCCUUAGCAGGCGCACGCCCCUCGGCCAGGGCGUGCAUGAUGCCAUCCUGCGUGAUUGGGUACGAGCGCACGAAGUGGUGCAGCGCGGUGCAGCUAGCGAGCCUCUGCCAGAUCGCGACAAGAAGCCCGUUUGUUCUAUCUAUGGCACGUGCCUAUGCCACGGUGACGGCUUGGCGAGGUGGACAAUGCGGGAGAACUAUCGCAAGAAGGCUUGGGGCAGAGAGUUCAGUCCAUCGCUUCGCCCUGGCGCUCGUGAGAUGGUGACCGACGCCAAAGUAUUCGCAGUGUUCGUUGCCACUUCGCGAGUGGCAGACCCCGCCGAUGGGCCUCCGAAAGUUGUCAGCCAUUGGUGGUGUCACAGUGCCAAGCAACAGAUCUCGCCUCACAAAGCAAUUUUUCAUAUCAUGGACGGUCCAUGUGUGGCCUUUGAUGCAGACUGCGUUGUUGCUCCUGGGCAGGAGAUCACGCUUCGCCCUCGCGCGGAGUUCGAGAACGAUGUCGUUGCCAUGAAUCGUGUGGAUCGUUCUUUCAAAUGGAUGGUGACUUAUUUCGUCCUGAUGUCCGACAUGCGCCCAGUUGCCUCCGUCACUCCUAGCUGCAUCACAGUGGUUCCGCUGUCUGGCGCGCUGCUGCGCACGAUCUGGCCGCCGCGGUCGGGUUGCGCCUCUAAUCGGGCAUCGUGGGGGCAGCGCCCGCCCGACGACGGCUCUGACCCUUCCGAUGGAGACUUGCCUGCUGCUGAGCUAGACAGCGAACCCGACCGCGAGCCUGAUCUGGUGCCCGACGGCGACGGCGCAGCAUCGCCGCAUCGGUCGGAGUCGGAGUCCGAGGACAGCCCGACCAGCGACGACGGCGACCCUGCUGCCAUGCUCGAUGGUGAGGGCGGAGGCCCCAGCGGGGGGCCUGCUGGGCCGAAGAAUAUGUUGAAUCCAACGGUGCAUGUGCCUGGCGGCUACAUCGUGUAUUAUCAUGCGAGUGGAGAUUUCUAUGGUUACUGUAGCAACCGCGAAGAGCACGGCAGAUGCCAGAUCACGCGGACUGCGCGCCCUGGGCGCAGAGCGGCCCAGGGUAGGCCAUUGGGUUUCAUUGCGGCGCGGCUUGCCCAGUGCAGGUGCGCAGCUUUCCCAACGAAGUUUUUACAUUUGCACGCCUGCCAGCCUGCCUUUGCGGACCGCGCGGCGGCGCGCCAGGCAUUAGAGCAGCUGCCUGACGCGGAGACCCUGCUCAGGCACGAGCGGGCGCUGCGCGACGGAGAGGGCCCAGAGCCCGCUUGA
Prorocentrum cordatum is the source of this 1869-nucleotide messenger RNA. NCBI's taxonomy places the organism in Eukaryota, Dinophyceae, Prorocentrales, Prorocentraceae. The record is from the annotation of a GenBank genome assembly.